AGGAACAGACGGACAAACGGCACGGCUGUCAGAGGAAAGCAAAAGAAGGUGGAUUCGAAGAGUUUGGCCCCUUGGAUCCUCUCAGGUCCUCUCCAGUUCACCCUGGGAGAGUGGAAGAAGCAAGGAUGGAGCCUCGGUUGUUGAUGGCGUGUGUGAUGGCUGCUCUACUCUGUGGGGUGUGGAGCCUUGAUGCUAAAAUCAUGAAUCCAUGGCCAAAGGCAACAGGCAGAGUGAAGAGAGACUGGAUCAUCCCUCAAAUCAAAGUGUUGGAAAACAGCAAGCAUGUUCCAGAACAUCUUGUCCAGGUCAAGUCCGACAAAAUUGUCCAAGGGAAGGGGCUGUACAAGUUGGAGGGACCAGGAAUUGACCAGGAACCCAAAAACCUGUUUGAGAUUGAUGAAAAGAACGGAGUGAUUUGGAGCAAGCAGCCGCUGGACAGAGAGAAAUACCAGAAUUUUACGUUAAAAGUGUAUGCACUGUCCCCUAGUGGUGAGUUACUGGAGACUCCUACCACCAUAGAGAUAGUGGUUGUGGAUAUGAAUGACAACAGACCAGCCUUCACACAGAAAGAGUUCAGUGGUUCCGUACCAGAGCUGUCUGUUCCAGGCACCUCGGUGAUGACAGUGUCAGCCACUGAUGCCGAUGAUCCCAACAGCUAUCACGCUUCGCUGAGCUACUCCAUCAUCAGCCAAGAAAGCAUCCCAGAUAAUGCGAUGAAAAAGACCAUGUUUGGCAUCAACAACAGCACUGGCGUCAUCUACACCAGAGACGUCGGCCUGGAGCGAGAGGUGGUGAAAGCGUUCAGGCUGGGUCUCCGGGUUGCUGAUAUGGCUGGUGAUGGCUUGACAAGUGAAGCGGUGGCUGUCAUUCAUGUGAUUGAUAUCAACAAUUACGCACCCAAGAUAAUACCCUCGAUGUAUCACAUGACAGCCGUGGAGAACAGGGAGGUUGCUGAGCUUGGCCGAGUGAAUGUGACAGACGGGGAUGAACCUGGAACCGGAAACUGGGAGGCCAAGUUUUUUAUUUCGAACGAUCCUCGCGGGUAUUUCGCCAUCAGAACAGAUGCUGAGACCAACCAGGGCAUCCUGAGUGUGGUGAAGCCUUUGGACUUCGAGGCACAGAAAGAGCACAAGUUGACUCUCCGUGUGGAGAACAUCAACCCUUUAAGCAGCAAAGCUCCAAAUUUUCCUGUGAGCACAGCCACCGUCAUCAUCUAUGUAGUCAACGAGAAUGAAGCUCCAUAUCUUACAGAGAACCCGAUACACAUUGUGGUUCCAGAAAAUGUAGCACCCGGGACAUCACUCAAAAACAACAUUGCCUUUGACCCAGAGAACUUGGGAAUGAGCUUUGAAGUGACCAAAGAUCCUGAGAACUGGCUGGAAAUUAACAAACACACCGGCGAGAUUUCAGCAAAGAGAAGCUUUAACAUGCGCAGUCCACAUGUGAAAAACAAGAUCUACACUGCUGGAGUCAAAGUGACAGAUGCUGAUGGUGUUUCCAGCACAGCUGCUGUUCACAUCACACUGGUGGAGACCAACGACUUCGCCCCCCGACUCUAUCCUCUCGCCGGCUCCAUCUGCAAGAACAGAGAUCAGUUCAGCUCCGGUCUGGUUCUGACUGCCGUGGAUGAAGACCUUCCACCCCACGCGGCACCCUUCUUAUUUGAAAUCCCUGAGGAGAUGUCUGUGAACUGGACCAUGGCUCAAAUAAACAACACUCAUGCCGUGCUGCAGCCUGAAGUGGACCUGCCGCAAGGGCUGUACACAGUCCCUGUGUUGGUGUCUGACCACGGGAGGCCGACUCUUAGCUCAUUCGCUGAAGUCAAUGUCACGCUAUGUGUUUGUGACUUUUUUGGGGAUUGCAAGUCUGAGGCAGCGGCACUGCUGGGUUCCACUGUUGGAAUUGGCUUCAUCGCCAUCAUCAUCAUCGGCAUGAGUGGUCUACUGGUACUGCUGUUGCUCCUGGCUGCUGGACUGAGAACAACUGGGAAACGGCGGCGGAUGAAAAAAGGGAAAGGCCUGCUAGUUGAUGAUUCUGAAGACGACUUGCGAGGCAAUGUCUUCAAUUACGAUGAGCAAGGCGGAGGUGAAGAGGAUGAGAAUGCCUUUAACAUCAACCUGCUGUGCAACCCAAAUGACGUCUUAAUGGCGCCUGGCAAUUUUGGCCCAAUGUACAAUUGCCCUCGGGGUGAGCAACCCAUCCGGAGGGAUGCGCCCCAUCACCUGCCGGCCCCCACCUACCCGUGCAGACCACCUGCAGAUCCCACCAACAUUGAGGACUUCAUAGACAAGGGCCGGGAGGCGGCCGACAAAGACCCGAACGUUCCGCCCUACGACACUGCACUGAUCUACAAAUUUGAAGGCGAUGGCUCAGUGGCCGGGAGCCUCAGCUCCAUUGCCUCUUCCAGCACUGAUGAUGACCAGGACUACGACUAUCUGAACGACUGGGGACCAAGAUUCCAAAAAUUAGCUGAUAUGUAUGGUCCUCGUUGA
Messenger RNA from Synchiropus splendidus (mandarinfish), 2492 nucleotides. Its product is annotated as cadherin-15-like. Gene Ontology annotation, biological process: cell-cell junction assembly; adherens junction organization; multicellular organism development. Gene Ontology annotation, cellular component: catenin complex; plasma membrane; adherens junction. Lineage: Eukaryota; Metazoa; Chordata; Actinopteri; Syngnathiformes; Callionymidae. The coding region runs from base 126 to 2492 and encodes 788 amino acids. The transcript has 14 exons. The record is from RefSeq and is a predicted model, not a curated record. Gene Ontology annotation, molecular function: calcium ion binding; cadherin binding.